Molecule: messenger RNA, 420 nt
Organism: Lathyrus oleraceus (garden pea)
Lineage: Eukaryota; Viridiplantae; Streptophyta; Magnoliopsida; Fabales; Fabaceae
Exons: 1
Coding region: 1-420 (139 amino acids)
Source: RefSeq, a predicted model, not a curated record
AUGCAACUUGUCAAAGAGUUUUUUAAGCUUAUGCAGAGUGAGUUUGAGAUGAGCCUAAUGGGGGAGUCGAAUUACUUCCCAGGUCUUCAAAUCAAGCAACUCGAUGAAGGCACAUUCGUUUGUCAAACCAAUUAUUGUAAUAACUUGCUAAAGAGAUUUGGCAUGGAAGAUGCAAAAUCGAUUGACACUCCGAUGCCUACAAACGGUAACUUGGAAAGGAAUGAAAAUGGUAAGGAUAUUGAUGUGAAAAAGUAUAGAGGUAUGAUUGGUUCUCUUCUAUAUCUCACUGCAUCUAGGCCAUAUAUUAUGUUUAGCGUCUGUAUGUGUGCUCGUUAUCAACUGAUUCCUAAGGAAUCACAUUUAAAAGUCGUUAAACACAUUCUUAGGUAUCUUUAUGGUACUUCUAAGUACGACCUUUAG